Molecule: messenger RNA, 840 nt
Organism: Rhinolophus ferrumequinum (greater horseshoe bat)
Lineage: Eukaryota; Metazoa; Chordata; Mammalia; Chiroptera; Rhinolophidae
Product: translation initiation factor IF-2-like
Exons: 3
Coding region: 1-804 (267 amino acids)
Source: RefSeq, a predicted model, not a curated record
AUGCGGCGCGGAAAAGCCAAGGCUGUUUGCAAACAGGCGUCCUCUGCCUCCCUCUGGGAGUCGCCCCCCACGCGCCUCCAGCCUCCCAGGGGUCACGGGGAGAAGGGGCUGAGGCCGAGAGCCGCGGGGUGGGGGAGGCUGCCGCAGCGGCUGGACGCCCCGUCCGCCCGGCUAGAGGGCUGCCGCCAGGGCCCUCCCUCCCCAGAGGCCGAAGACCAGCGAGCCCAAGAUCGCGCCGCGCCACACUCACCUCGAACAGCGGCCGCCGCCGCCUCAGCAUGGCCCGGGGGGUCGUCCCUGAGCCGACAGCGUCCUCCGGAGGGCACCGGCGCGGCCCCAGGCGCCGCCGCGAAGCCUCCCACUCCAGAAGGGGCUGAGAUCGCCGCUGCUGCUGAGGCCCAGCGCCUGCCGAGCCGCAUCGAGCUCCCAGACCGCCGCAGCCACGCGGAUCCCGGAGGAGCUCCGCUGAGCAGGGCCGGGGGCUCAAUGCUGCGGCGGGACUACAGAGGUGCUGCAGGCGGGGAUCCUCCGCGAAGCCUCCAGCGUCGCCUUGGCCGCUCCUGCCACCGGCGCUACUGGGCCACAGCGCCCCCUGGACCCCAAGCCCCGCUACCGCAGCGGGACUGCGGCGGCCGCCGGGGCACGACCGUCAGAAAACGCCAGGGAGCGCAGUCUGGAGAAGGCCCGGGUGGCGCGCGCCAAGCACCGCCCACGGCCUCCCGCCGGACCCCAACGACGCCCCCCCGGAGGCGGAAGUCCAUCAUUACAGAAAUUUCCUGCAGAUACCAAACCUUUAGGCCCUAAUACCUAAAUGGGUAUUCCCCCAAAUGGGAAAAAGAU